UAAAUACUCAUAUCAUCCCGCUCUGUGAACACUGGCUUCUUUACCUCAUCUUUUAUACCCUUCCAUUAUGAUGUUAGUCACAUCCAUGACUUUGCUGGCUCUUGCCGCCUCGCCAGUGCUGGCUUGGCUCCCAGGAGAGCACAAGGAAAUCUACGCUCGGGAUGGAACGAACCUUUUCAACAACACUGCUUUAGGAGGCGACUCGACUUCCAAACGCUGGCUUCAAGCAUCAGGAAAAGUCCGGGGAGUCAAUAUGGGGUCACUCUUCGUCUUCGAGCCCUGGAUAGCAGAAACUGAAUGGGCAAACAUGGGCUGCGGUGGCCAGGCGUCAGAAUUCGACUGCGUUUCUCACCUUGGACAAGCACAAGCAAAUUCAGCCUUCCAAACCCAUUGGGACUCGUGGAUUACUCAGGCAGAUAUUGCUCAGAUGCAAAGUUACGGGUUGAACGCGAUCCGGGUCCCUGUGGGGUACUGGAUGAUGGAGAGUCUUGUUUAUGCGGAUAGUGAGCAUUUCCCCCAGGGAGGCAUUACCUAUUUGGAGAGAUUGUGUGGGUGGGCAAGUGAUGCGGGGUUUUAUAUUAUCAUUGAUUUGCAUGGUGCGCCUGGGGCUCAACAGCCGGGCAAUUCAGAUACCGGACAAAAUGCUCCAUCAGCCGGCUUUUACGUCGACUACCAAUACGCCCGCGCAGAGCAAUUCCUCUCCUGGCUCACAAAUCUCAUCCACACUACCUACGCCUUCCGCAACGUCGGCAUGAUCGGUAUAGUCAACGAGCCCAUCCAGAACGCCGACACGGUAGUCACGAUGCGCUCAUCGUACUACCCCGGAGCCUACAACGCAAUCCGAAGCGCAGAACGAGCACUCGGGGUCACGCAGAAUAAUUUUCUACACGUACAACCCAUGAAUGAGCUCUGGUUUGCAGGAGAUCCGAACCAGUUCUUUGACUUGGCCAAUACGGUAUCUCUGGCUUAUGAUGAUCAUCGAUACCUGAAGUGGGCUGGUGUUCCAACCUCCCAAUACGACUACUUGUCAAACACCUGCAACGACAAUCGCAACAGCGACAACAACACUCCCACCAUCGUCGGCGAGUUUAGCCUCAGUGUCCCGGAUGACGUUCAGUGGACACCGGAUUGGGAUCCCAGCACACAGCAAGCGUUUUAUAGAAAAUGGUUUGCGGCGCAAGUUACGAAGUAUGAGCAGGAUACUAAUGGGUGGGUCUUUUGGACUUGGAAGAGCCAGCUGGGCGAUUAUAGGUGGAGUUAUCAGGAUGCGGUCGCUGCCGGGGUGAUUCCGGGGAAUGUUGCGGAUGUUGAUCAAGGGGCUUGUAAUGGGUACUGAGGAAGAGGACAAACAAGUUUCAGAUGAGGACUGAGAAUAUUUUAUGGUUUUCAAUUGCAUGUCAAGUCGACCAGGACAAGGAAACUAGGCCGUUUUCUUCAAAGCAAUUAACGCCAUCCCAAACGUUGCUAAGCAGCAAAUUACGCGUGAUUAGAAAGAGGGGGAAAUAAUA
Hyaloscypha bicolor E is the source of this 1508-nucleotide messenger RNA. Its product is annotated as glycoside hydrolase family 5 protein. Gene Ontology annotation, biological process: glucan catabolic process. Gene Ontology annotation, cellular component: cell surface; extracellular region. Gene Ontology annotation, molecular function: beta-glucosidase activity. The transcript has 4 exons. Lineage: Eukaryota; Fungi; Ascomycota; Leotiomycetes; Helotiales; Hyaloscyphaceae. The coding region runs from base 68 to 1336 and encodes 422 amino acids. The record is from RefSeq and is a predicted model, not a curated record.